Molecule: messenger RNA, 1830 nt
Organism: Hydatigera taeniaeformis
Lineage: Eukaryota; Metazoa; Platyhelminthes; Cestoda; Cyclophyllidea; Taeniidae
Source: the annotation of a GenBank genome assembly
AUGGCGAGCAAAUCUAAGGCGCAAACCAAUGAAGAGGGCGUCAUUGACAAGCUUCUUCCCUUCAAUAAGAGGUUGGAAUACUUUGAAAAUGGAAGUAAGGCAAAUAGUGGUGAAGUAAAUAGUAAAAAUGGAAAUGGUUACUUAAAAUCUCAACAACAACAACGAGGUGUCAAGGAGACGUCAAAGAAACGUCAAAGUUCAUCAUCUUCAUCGUCAUCUUCUUCCCACUCGUCGUCUGAAAGCAGCAGUGACGAUGACAGCGACAGCGACAGUGAUGAUGAUGAUAGUGACAGUGAUAGUGACAGCGACAGCGACAGCGACAGUGACGACUCCAGUUCCACGUCAUCUUCGUCUGACUCCUCUUCCGACGACUCUUCAUCCACAUCGUCGUCAGAUUCGUCGGAUUACUCGGACACCUCCUCCGACAGCUCCUCCAGUGACUCCGAUUCCGACAGCGACUCCUCCACUACCUCUGAAGAGGAAGACGCUAAAAACUGCCACAAAGUCAUCAAAAAAAAGGGCAAGAUUUAUAUGAGGGGACGGGGAGAUGAAAUGAGCCUCUCCUGGCGGGUGUUGAAGGCCUCACCACCGAAGCAGGAAAAGGCGGAGAAUGAGGAUGAGGAGGAGAAGGAGGAGGAGGAGGAGGAGGAGGAGGAGGCAAUGCAUCCCCUGGAGGGGGUUCGACCGCCAAUUCAGAAAGCCUCCUUUCCCUGCAGAGAUGAGCCUGCUAAACUUAAUGCCGCGCCGCCACAAUUGGAAAGUCAUGAGAAACCCCAACCACCUCCUUCUCCUCCUCUUCAAGUGAAUGUGAAUGAUUAUGCCAAUCCCACGGGGGCUCCAAAAGAAGGGACUGUUAGUGAGGAGGGGAGUAAAUCCCCCUCCGUCAUGGAGUCUGAGGCCGAAGAAAGUGGUACCGAUUCGGAAGAAAGUCUUCAGCAUACCAGACCUGUUAAUGAGGCUCCAACCACCACUACCACAAGGGAGUGCAAUGCUUCUGGGAAAGAUUUUGCAGCAGAAUCGCCUACUGAUGACCACACCGAGCCAAAGAAGGCAACGCAACCGCCUUUACCAAGCCCCAUCGUAUCCCCAUGUGUGGCCUCAACAACCAGAUCGGAUGAACAAGAUGGGGAGAGAAUAGACGCUCCGAAGGUUGAUAAAACUGUCAAGACAAGCACAAGCGUUGAGGCUAAAACUGCGUCCAAAGAUGCGACUCCCAUUCAGUUGCCUAUGCCCCCUCCAAUAAGCUCGCUAGGGCAAACUAAGUCAACAUCAUCCGCCACCAUUAAGAAUUCCGAGGUGCCCACGAAAACCAAAGCGCCUAAUGAGGAUGACAAAUCCAUGCCAAAAUCAAGUGAGAACAGUGUCACUACCACGGUGCUACCUUUCAAUGAGAGAAUAAAGCUCUUUGAUAAGGGAGGCAACGCUAGUCGUCCUCAAACUAAUGUCAAAGAUGUAAAGACACCUCCUACUGGCAGUGUCAGAACAUCACAGCAAGGGAGUGUGCAAAAACCGUCCAUUAAGAAAGAGGCCCAAAAAAAUCGGAAGGAUUCAUCCUCCAGUUCCUCAACAUGGUCUUCAGAAGACUUAAAGUUUGACGAUAGUGAUGAUGACAGCAGCUCCAGUUCGUCAUCGGAUGACUCUUCCUCGUCAACAUCAUCGUCUUCGUCGACGUCGUCAUCGUCGUCAUCAUCGUCGUCAUCAUCGCCAACACCAUCCAUUUCUUUUGAUUCUUCUUCUUCGGAUGACUCCGAGAGCUCAUCGAGCGACUCCUCCACUACCUCUAAGAGGAAGCACGCAAAACCCGCCCCAAAAAGACAAACCAAAAGGUGA